Molecule: messenger RNA, 423 nt
Organism: Alternaria arborescens
Lineage: Eukaryota; Fungi; Ascomycota; Dothideomycetes; Pleosporales; Pleosporaceae
Exons: 1
Coding region: 1-423 (140 amino acids)
Source: RefSeq, a predicted model, not a curated record
AUGAAAGACAUUCUCCAAGGCAAAGGUCCAGAUAUCUUCGUUGGCUCUGCGGCUGAUGCAAGAGAUUUUGUGGCCAAACGCCCAUCGCGAUCCCAAUGGUCCAAACAUGUCAAUCUCGAUGGCCGUUUCUCGGAGCCCGCCUUCAACCCUACCAAGUUCGCCCCUUGGACAGAGGGAGGUGUGCUGUCAGGUGGACGUUCACGCGAAAUGGUUUACGAUUUCCGUACGCGAAAGUAUGUAGAUCGGCAUCCUCGCAUGUGGACAGACGCGAGAUGGCAACCAGAUCCUUAUAAGAACAGAAAAUGGAACAUGUUUCCCGAAGCUCUGCGCGAUGUGUAUGGUGGUUGGUGGCAGGAUGGACAAUACCUACCAUUUCUUCAGGGUGGCCCAUUUAUAAACGACAUGGGCAGACAUGUAUCGUAA